UAGUUGCAAUAAGAUAACUGCAUUUCGGGAAAUAUAGGCUGCGGUAGAAGAAUUUAAAAACUACACUUCCCAUGAUCCAGUCUCGUAGUAGCGCGAGGCUACUUUAUUUUUGAACGACUUCCUGAAGUGGAGGAGCUCGGUCAUGAGGGGCAGGGUUAUGCGGCUCCUUUGGGCUGUUCCGAGCGGGGUUUUGGCGGCGUCGGGCUUCAGGUUGCACACUCCGGUCAUUUUGGGGAACUGCAGCUCGGCACACGUGUGUUUCAGACGGAGCUGCAGCGACGCCAUGGCCGAGGAGGCGAAGAAACGUGCCGGUUACGCGGCUGUAGAUAACCAUGUUCAGGACAACCACGUCGUUGGAGUGGGUAGCGGCUCCACCAUUGUUUAUGCGGUCGACAGACUGGCGGAGAGGGUCCGGCAGGAGAAGCUGAAGAUCGUGUGUGUCCCCACGUCCUUUCAGGCACGUCAGCUGAUUCUAAAGCAUGGACUCCCCUUGUCUGACCUGGAUCGACACCCAGAGUUGGACGUGGCGAUCGAUGGCGCAGAUGAAGUAGACUCUUCACUCACUCUCAUCAAGGGAGGCGGUGGCUGUUUGGCUCAAGAGAAAAUUGUGGCGGAUUGUGCCAGACACUUCAUUGUCAUUGCUGACUACAGGAAGGACUCAAAGUGUUUAGGACAGCAGUGGAAAAAGGGCGUGCCCAUUGAGGUCAUCCCCAUGGCCUAUGUCCCAGUUUCCAGGGCAAUCACUCGCCGCUUUGGCGGGGAGGUCGUGCUGCGGAUGGGUGUCAACAAAGCCGGUCCUGUGGUGACUGACAACAGCAACUUCAUCUUGGACUGGAAGUUUGAGAGUGCGUGCGACUGGAAGGAGGUUAAUAUGGCCAUCAAGAUGAUUCCAGGUGUGGUGGAGACGGGGCUCUUCGUCGGCAUGGCAGAGCGGGUCUACUUCGGGAUGCAGGAUGGCACCGUGACCUUUCGAGACCCUCCGCUUCAUUGAGGAGCUGAAUAGGCCACGCCCACACUUGGCAUCGCAAGGCCGAUUGGCUGAUGCAGGCUACGACUGUAUCUGACUCUUGGAUAGACAGAUGGUCUGUCUGGGGAAGGGGGUGGGGCAGACCCAGAGCCCAUGAGCUUCCCGCAGGUGACUCCUGUGCUGCCGUCUGACUUUCUCAUGAUCCCUCCUGUUCUAGUGAGCCACACGCCGUCCUGACCUUUGUCCCCCUAGUGAAUGGCGCCGUACUCUGGGCGGCUGUCUUUCCAUAACGGAACCAGCAUGCUUAGUACUUCUGAACAUGGCCGACCAUAACAAGAACAAACUUUUUAUGUCCUCCGUUUGUUCAGACAUCUUUGGCAAAAUUAACAGUUUAUUCCCCUCUGUAAGCAGACGGAGUCAAGUGACUGAUAUUUUUUUCUAUUUGUAAAAUGGCAAGCUGAUUUUAAUUCCAGCUUUCCAUAUGUAUGUUUUAUGAUGCCAGCAUAUUACAGUCUCAGGCUGUUUAUACUUUAUCACCAAAGUCUCUGAAGCCAAACAUCUUUUAAGUUGUUUUAAUUUUGAAUAAUUUAAAGGCCAGUACCGAAAUAUAUUCAUCUGAUCGCACUGCUUGGAAAAACUUACCUUUUAAGGCCCAAUUGAAGUGUAAUGCAUCACUUCUAUUCCCUUUACAGUAACUGUGAUAUUAUCUACAUUUGAUUUUGUCACACGGGUCAAUGGGCCACUUUAAAGUGUCAACCUGCUAAGUCACAGUGUUCUGUGAGGUUUAUGGUUUUGUCAUGCAGCUGAAUGCUGUGUGUUUCGUAUUGCCUUUGCUAAAAAUACUGAAAUUCCUGCUGGACUAUCAGUAUCUUAACAUAGGAACUGUGAGUCAGUCAUUCAGCUCAUCAUAUAGCUGUAAGUUGGAGUGCAGCAGCGCCAAAACAGACCUUGAUAUGCUGAAGUUUUUCUUGCCUUAGUUUAAUACCUUGUUCACCCGAUAAGUUACUUCCCUCAACAGCGACGACCUCUAAAUUACACACAGUGUAACUAAGCAUUUCACUUUAACGUUUUUUUCCCCUUUUUCUUUCCUUACGUGGUCACCUUUCGUGCCUCUUUUUUUCCCACUUAAUUUGUCCGGUUAAAAUGUCAUUGUUGGACCGAAAUACCAAGCAGGCCUUAAUGUGGGCAUUUUUAAAUUUAAUUUUUUUAAUCUGAAAAUCUGGACGUACUUCUAACAUGUCUGAUUAAUUUUGAAAGUUGUCUUUGGUUUUUCAUUAAAGAUUUAGUUUUUUGCA
Messenger RNA from Brienomyrus brachyistius, 2262 nucleotides. RefSeq names its product ribose 5-phosphate isomerase A (ribose 5-phosphate epimerase) (gene rpia). Gene Ontology annotation, cellular component: intracellular membrane-bounded organelle. The transcript has 9 exons. Gene Ontology annotation, biological process: pentose-phosphate shunt, non-oxidative branch; D-ribose metabolic process. Gene Ontology annotation, molecular function: ribose-5-phosphate isomerase activity. The coding region runs from base 143 to 991 and encodes 282 amino acids. The record is from RefSeq and is a predicted model, not a curated record. NCBI's taxonomy places the organism in Eukaryota, Metazoa, Chordata, Actinopteri, Osteoglossiformes, Mormyridae.